AUGUCCCACCACAUGCAGCUGGAAUUUAAUGAGAGCCUUCUCCCAAGAACUAUGACAUGUAACCACCACCUUAUUGCUGUUGCCCUACCAAUGCUCUAUGAUGACAUGGAUGAGAUGGAUUUACCUUACCUGGUCUACCUGAGAUCCAGCUUCCAAUCUUGCAUUGGGACUCUUAUUCAUCCUCAGUGGAUAGUGACAGCUGCUCAUUGCUACUUACCGUACCUCAAAAUCAUCUGGCAGGAUUAUACCUUCAAUGACCAGCAGCCAACUGAGCAAGAGCUACCUUAUGAAAAGGUCAUCAGUCACCCAAAUUUCACUUCCAUUUCUUCUGAACAUGAUAUCAUGCUGAUCAAGCUGGCCACAUCCAUUCAAUUAACAAAAAAGUUUCAAAGUGAAGUCUCAGCUUCUCCAGCCAUAUGUGGUGGAUUCUUACAGGGUAUUUUGUCCUGGACUGAUGGGUGUAUCCUGGUUGGGGAUGUUGGCAUCUUCACCAAGGUCUACAACUAUGUCCCCUGGAUCGAGAAGAUUAUCUCUACACACUGA
Vombatus ursinus (common wombat) is the source of this 543-nucleotide messenger RNA. Its product is annotated as putative inactive serine protease 58. Lineage: Eukaryota; Metazoa; Chordata; Mammalia; Diprotodontia; Vombatidae. Bases 1 to 543 code for a protein of 180 amino acids. Gene Ontology annotation, molecular function: serine-type endopeptidase activity. Gene Ontology annotation, biological process: proteolysis. The transcript is spliced from 4 exons. The record is from RefSeq and is a predicted model, not a curated record.